Messenger RNA from Caenorhabditis elegans, 712 nucleotides. RefSeq names its product Protein cuti-1 (gene cuti-1). Gene Ontology annotation, cellular component: plasma membrane; cytoplasm. The transcript has 4 exons. The record is from RefSeq and is marked reviewed. The coding region runs from base 7 to 615 and encodes 202 amino acids. NCBI's taxonomy places the organism in Eukaryota, Metazoa, Nematoda, Chromadorea, Rhabditida, Rhabditidae.
UAAAUCAUGCCAAACGACCGGGUGGCUCCAUUGCCUCCAAACUUUGUAUACUCUCCACAUGACAAAUUCUACUAUGCCCCUGCCACGUGUAAUUCAAUGCAUUAUACAACUGCCUCGUACAUUUCUGCAUUUAUUGAAUUCCUUGUUAUGGGAACUGGAGCUAUUUGUUUUUACGUAAUGAGCCACAAAUCGGAUUCAAUUGGAAAAUGGUUGUUUUAUAUUCAAGCUGGUAUUACGGUACUUUCUCUUUUAACAAGUGCUCUAAUGGCAUUUGGACUUUGGAAAGAAAAUCCACAGAUGCUAGGAUCAAAAUUGAAAUUUAUUGAAUUUAUAAUCUGUUUCCUCCUGAUCUGGGCGGUCAUUUCUAUUGUUUGCAUGGCCUUUGGAAUUCAAUUCACAAGACAAGUCUUUGGAAUAUUUGGAAAAGUUCAUCGAAUUGAACAAGAUUACGGACCAAUUUGGCCAUUCAACAUUGCUGUUGUUUCUUUCUUCACUGCUGCAAUUGCUAUUUGGACAAGAAUCAUCAUUCAAGGAGCUGCUGAUUAUCUCUACGAUAAAGCUUACUUCGCAGACAAGCAGAACGUCGAACUCAGAGAGUCAUCCAAAACCAGAUAGAUUUCUGAUUGUACAUUGUUUUUAAUCGAAUUUCUUAAAUUAUUUUCAUUAUAAUUUCUCUACCAUCAAAGUUUUACUGAUAAACGGUUCGAAAUUU